AUGCAUCAGCCUUUGGGUUUCCGCGACCCUCACCACCCGGACUAUGUCUGCCGUCUGAAGAAGUCCCUUUAUGGUCUGAAACAGGCGCCUCGUGCUUGGUAUCAGCGAUUUGCUGAUUAUGUUUCCUCUAUUGGAUUCCGGCACAGCACUUCCGAUCAUUCUCUUUUCAUCUUCCGGCAGGGUUCUGAUAUUGCCUACAUACUUCUCUAUGUUGAUGACAUCAUCCUGGUUGCAUCAUCGCAUGAUCUCCGCAAAUCCUUUAUGGCACUUCUUGCAUCCGAGUUUGCUAUGAAGGAUCUUGGUCCUCUGAGUUACUUUCUUGGCAUCGCUGUCACUAGACAUGCAGGUGGCCUUUUCCUCAGUCAGAGCACUUAUGCUACUGAGAUUAUUGCUCGCGCCGGCAUGGCCUCAUGCAACCCUUCUGCUACACCGGUUGACACCAAGCAGAAGCUCAGUUCUUCCUCUGGGACUCCUUGUGAGGAUGCCACCCUAUAUCGGAGUCUUGCUGGUGCCCUACAGUACCUCACAUUUACUCGUCCUGACAUUUCCUAUGCUGUUCAGCAGGUUUGCUUACAUAUGCAUGCACCCCACACCGAGCACAUGCUUGCCCUCAAGCGGGUUCUCCGCUAUGUUCGUGGCACAUUGACUUAUGGGCUACAUUUGUAUCCCUCCCCGGUUGAAAAGCUUGUUUCUUACACUGAUGCUGACUGGGGGGGCUGUCCUGACACCAGACGCUCCACUUCUGGUUACUGUGUUUUCCUCGGUGACAACCUCAUAUCUUGGUCCUCCAAGCGGCAACCCACUCUCUCUCGCUAAUGUUGUCUCCGAGUCCUGCUGGAUCCGCAAUUUACUUCUGGAGCUUCAUUUUCCUCUCUCUCAGGCAACAUUGGUCCACUGUGACAAUGUUAGUGUCAUCUACCUCUCUGGGAAUCCAGUGCAUCAUCAGCGUACCAAACAUAUUGAGAUGGAUAUCCACUUUGUUCGGGAAAAGGUCGCGCGUGGCCAGGCUCGCGUCCUUCAUGUUCCUUCCCGUCAUCAGAUUGCGGACAUUUUUACCAAGGGCCUACCUCGGGUUCUUUUUGAUGAUUUUCGUUCCAGUCUCAGCGUCGGUGAACCUCCCGCUUCGACUGCGGGGGUGUGAUAGAAUAGGAUAUUAUUUAUUCUCUUUGUAAUUACGCCUGUAAUUAGGGUUUAAUAUUUAUUGUUAGUCAACUAGGUAAGUUGUAUAUAUAGGGUAUUUCAUUAUCAAUAAUACUCACGGAAUUGAUUUCCUUCAAAAAUUGUACACAAGUGUCUGCUAUCUGCGAAAUGGAUGGCGGUUCUAAUGUGUAUGUUAAGUAGAAGGUGGAAGUUCUGUUUUGGACAAUUUGAAUUUGAAUAAUGCAGAAUGUACCCAUUGUUGGUUAAAUUUUUAUCACAAUCUCAAUCCAAUAAAAUUCAAGAGUUGUUAAUCUUGACAUGCUCAUUUUAUUGAUAAAUUUGGUUUAUAGGAUUUGAUUUGUAUUUUAAAUUCUUAUUUGAACAGUUGUUGUUAAAUGAAUCCAUAGUUUUGGUAACUCUU
This is a messenger RNA of Lotus japonicus, 1561 nucleotides long. RefSeq lists its product as uncharacterized. The record is from RefSeq and is a predicted model, not a curated record. The transcript has a single exon. Bases 1 to 816 code for a protein of 271 amino acids. Lineage: Eukaryota; Viridiplantae; Streptophyta; Magnoliopsida; Fabales; Fabaceae.